Pipistrellus kuhlii (Kuhl's pipistrelle) is the source of this 1661-nucleotide messenger RNA. It is a transcript of the gene NMNAT2, whose product is annotated as nicotinamide nucleotide adenylyltransferase 2. Gene Ontology annotation, molecular function: nicotinamide-nucleotide adenylyltransferase activity; nicotinate-nucleotide adenylyltransferase activity. NCBI's taxonomy places the organism in Eukaryota, Metazoa, Chordata, Mammalia, Chiroptera, Vespertilionidae. Gene Ontology annotation, cellular component: Golgi apparatus. Gene Ontology annotation, biological process: NAD+ biosynthetic process. The coding region runs from base 233 to 1156 and encodes 307 amino acids. The record is from RefSeq and is a predicted model, not a curated record. The transcript has 11 exons.
CUAGAAAGAAAAGGGAAGGACCGAGCAGAGCAGUACAAAAGCAGCCUCGGAUCUCGCCGGGGAUGCAAGUGUUAAGGGGAGGCGGGGAGUGACGCGGUUUGCGUCUGGAGCGGCUCCUUGGAGUCCACAGCAUCCAACGCCGGAGCCUCGCCUUCCUUUCUCCCUCUGCAGACAUCGAGACACAAAAAGAGAAGCGGACCCCCUGGGCCAGCUCGAGGAACCCGCCCGUACCAUGACCGAGACCACCAAGACCCACGUUAUCUUGCUGGCCUGCGGCAGCUUCAACCCCAUCACCAAAGGGCACAUUCAGAUGUUCGAAAGAGCCAGAGAUUAUCUGCACAAAACCGGGAGGUUUAUCGUGAUCGGCGGGAUUGUCUCUCCGGUCCACGACUCCUACGGAAAACAGGGCCUUGUGUCGAGCCGGCAUCGUCUCAUCAUGUGUCAGCUGGCUGUCCAGAACUCCGACUGGAUCAGGGUGGACCCGUGGGAGUGCUAUCAGGACACCUGGCAGACGACCUGCAGCGUGCUGGAGCACCAUCGCGACCUCAUGAAGCGGGUGACAGGCUGCAUCCUCUCCAACGUCAACACCCCCUCCAUGACUCCCGUGAUUGGACAGCCCCAGAACGAGAACACCCAGCCGAUUUACCAGAACAGCAACGUGCCCGCCAAGCCCACUGCAGCCAAGAUCUUGGGGAAGGUGGGGGAAAGCCUAAGCCGGAUCUGCUGUGUCCGCCCACCCGUGGAGCGCUUCACCUUUGUGGAUGAGAACGCCAACCUGGGCACGGUGAUGCGGUACGAGGAGAUUGAGCUUCGGAUCUUGCUGCUGUGUGGCAGUGACCUGCUCGAGUCCUUCUGCAUUCCAGGACUCUGGAACGAGGCAGAUAUGGAGGUGAUUGUUGGGGACUUUGGGAUUGUAGUGGUGCCCCGGGACGCAGCUGACACAGACCGAAUCAUGAAUCACUCCUCAAUACUCCGCAAAUACAAAAACAACAUCAUGGUGGUGAAGGAUGACAUCAACCAUCCCAUGUCUGUUGUCAGCUCAACCAAGAGCAGGCUGGCCCUGCAGCAUGGGGACGGCCACGUGGUGGACUACCUGUCUCAGCCCGUCAUCGACUACAUCCUCAAGAGCCAGCUGUACAUCAACGCCUCGGGCUAACGGCCACACAGCCCUCCGCUGCACUCUCCCCACGUCCUCCGCCAACACACCGGCCCCUUCAGUCUCUGUCGGUCCCCUGUUUCUCUCCGGCCUCUGUUUCUCCAUCUCCUCAUCGUGACUGUUCUCCCCGUUCGCCGGCUCAAGCCCCCACAGUGUGGGGACCUUCAGAGAACCUCGGCGUCCCUUCCUCCGCAGUCAUCUUUGGACAAACUUUCCUCUAGUCUCCGGGUUGGGGGUGGGUGAGGGCGUAGGGAUGGGAGUUGGGGGGAAGUGCUGUCCUUGGAGAUGUGCUGGUGGCCAUCUCCCAGCAUGCUAGAGAGUGGCUCUGGUGCCCAUCCUCCCAGCAUGCUCUGGGGAGGCAGCUCUGGCUCUCGCCUUCCCAGCAUGCCCUUUACCACAAAGGGCUAUUUUUUUCUUUUCUGUUUUUGUUUGUUUUUUGUUUUGUUUGUUUUGUUUUAAUUUUGAUUGCUGUUGUUCGCGCCUCAUAGAACUUGGAUGAAAUCAG